This is a messenger RNA of Hemibagrus wyckioides, 895 nucleotides long. RefSeq names its product nuclear receptor subfamily 0, group B, member 2a (gene nr0b2a). Gene Ontology annotation, biological process: circadian rhythm; negative regulation of transcription by RNA polymerase II. The transcript is spliced from 2 exons. Gene Ontology annotation, molecular function: transcription factor binding; transcription corepressor activity. Gene Ontology annotation, cellular component: nucleus; cytoplasm. The coding region runs from base 119 to 871 and encodes 250 amino acids. The record is from RefSeq and is a predicted model, not a curated record. Lineage: Eukaryota; Metazoa; Chordata; Actinopteri; Siluriformes; Bagridae.
AGAGGACGUCCGCUCACGCCCGCAGUCUCACGCCCGCGAUCUCACGCCUCGGACACCGGACGCGUGUCACGUUUCGGCCGCUGUGAGGAUUUACUGGACACCGUGGUUUACAAAAAACAUGGAGUGUGAGUGUCUGUGUUCCGAGAAUUCUCACGCUCACGCCAUUCUGUUCAACAUCCUCACCGGAGACGCGGAAGCCACCGAACUGAGCUACGCGGCGUCCGGCCUCUGUCACUGUGACACGCGUCGCACCGUGCGGCUCAAGUCGCGUGACACGUGCUUGGCGGCCGCGAGCGUGCUCGUGAAGACCGUGCGCUUCGUGGCGAGUCUGCCUGCAUUCCAGCAGCUUCCGGCGGAGGACCAGCUCGCACUGCUGCACCACUGCUGGGCGCCGCUCUUCAUCCUGGGACUGGCACAGGAGCAUGUGAGCUUCGAGGUGGAACAUGAGCCCAUGACCAGCAUGCUGAAGAAGAUUCUGCUGAACCGAGAGCAUGAGCGCGAGAAGAACCAAGAACAACCGACACUCAGUGGAGUCCAGAACCUCAAAUCCUGUCUCAGGAAGCUGUGGAGUCUGGACCUGAGUCCCAAAGAGUACGCUUACCUGAAAGGCACCAUGAUCUUUAAUCCAGAUGUGCCUGGCCUGCAGGUGGUGUCGUUUGUAGACAGUCUUCAGCGUGAAGCUCAGCGUGCUCUCAGGGAAGUUCUGUUUCUCCUGCACUCAGGUGAUGGAGGGAGUUUCGGGCGUGUCCUCCUCGCUGUGUCCUCACUGCAGAGCGUCACACCUGAGCUAAUCACUGAACUCUUCUUCAGACCUAUCAUUGGCUCCGCCCACCUUGUACACCUCAUCACUGACAUGCUGUUCAGCAGGUAGAGACACACACACAACGGAAAUGCU